Messenger RNA from Pseudopodoces humilis (Tibetan ground-tit), 2399 nucleotides. RefSeq names its product potassium channel tetramerization domain containing 20 (gene KCTD20). Gene Ontology annotation, cellular component: cytoplasm. NCBI's taxonomy places the organism in Eukaryota, Metazoa, Chordata, Aves, Passeriformes, Paridae. The record is from RefSeq and is a predicted model, not a curated record. Gene Ontology annotation, molecular function: protein binding. Gene Ontology annotation, biological process: positive regulation of phosphorylation.
UGACCACUGCUGCUCAAAGAGUUUAAACUCCGAAGCUUUGCUAUGCUCUGGUGCUUCCCUCUGCUCCGGCAGGAUUUCGGCAUCGCGGUGCAGGGAGCACCGAGCACGGAUGAGCCGGCACUCUUCUCUUAGGAAACGCCACCAACUCCUCACAGCACGGAGGCCCAGCAUGAAUGGGAACUGUGCUGGGGGCACAGAAUGGUUGAGAAAUCUGGAGUCCAGCUGUCCUGUGGAAAACAGAACUGUAGCAGCCCAUGAGCCAGAAGAAAGUUCUGUGGUGUUAGGAGGUCACAGCCCUGCAGCUCCCAGGACUGAGGGUUUGGAUUCUGAAUGCCGACACAACACUUGCCCAGUAAGUCCCCAGAUCAGUAGCAUGCUGUCUGCUCCUGAAGAACCUCACAACUGCCAUAUCCCAGAUGGAAGUAAGAGACAGCUGGAAUAUUUUAAUACCCAGGAACGCCAUGGAUGCUGUGCAUUGUCUUCAAGCAGCAGUUCCCAGACAGUAGCUCCAGAGAAAGUGACCCUGGUGGUGGAUGGCACCCGCUUUGCAGUGAAUCCCCAGAUCUUUACUGCUCACCCUGAUACCAUGCUGGGAAGAAUGUUUGGGCCAGGCAGAGAAUACAAUUUCACCCGUCCAAAUGAGAAGGGCGAGUACGAGAUCGCAGAAGGGAUCAGCUCAGCCGUGUUCCGCACCGUGCUGGAUUAUUACAAAACUGGAAUCAUUAACUGCCCUGAUGGGAUUUCCAUCCCAGACCUUCGAGACACGUGUGAUUACCUCUGCAUAAACUUUGAUUUCAACACAAUCAAAUGUCAAGAUUUAAGUGCUCUGUUACAUGAGCUCUCCAAUGAUGGGGCUCACAAGCAGUUCGACAGCUACCUGGAGGAGCUGAUCCUGCCCAUCAUGGUGGACAGCGCGAGGAAGGGGGAGCGCGAGUGUCACAUCGUCGUGCUGACCGAUGAGGACACCGUGGACUGGGAUGAGGAUCAUCCACCUCCCAUGGGAGAGGAGUAUUCACAAAUCCUUUACAGUUCCAAGCUGUACAGAUUCUUCAAGUACAUUGAGAACCGGGAUGUGGCAAAAGCUGUGUUAAAGGAACGGGGCCUGAAGAACAUUCGCAUUGGCAUCGAAGGGUAUCCCACCUGCAAGGAGAAGGUGAAGAGGAGGCCCGGUGGCCGCUCUGAGGUGAUCUACAACUAUGUGCAGCGGCCGUUCAUCCAGAUGUCCUGGGAGAAGGAGGAGGGCAAGAGCCGCCACGUUGAUUUCCAGUGUGUUCGGAGCAAAUCCCUAACAAACCUGGUAUCGGUGGGGGAUGAUGUUUCAGAGGACCACGAAGUUAUAAUGCAUCACCCCCCACAAGUGGAUGAACUGGACAGGCUGAAUGCCCCCUUCUCCCAAAUGGUUGUUAACGAUCUACCGGAUUAGUGUGGCUCAGGGUGGAGAAUCCUGCUGGAUGUGGGAACCUCUUGCCGCAGUUUCAUCCCAGGUGAUGGGACACAGACUCCUGCAAGGUGCUUUAUCCUCGUUCAUGCUCUUACUACGUUGUCAUAUUUCAAGCAUGUUAAUAAAGAGCCACACUCCGUAGUCUUAAUUGUGCAAUCAAAAGCAACAUCUCCUCAGACAAAAAGAAACGACCUGUUGUUUCUACUACAAAGGCUUCCGGAUUGUGGGUGCUGAAUAUUUUAUCUAAAUUUCUGAAAGAAGAGCACAAGUGCGUAGAAACGUUUUGUUUGACAUGAGAGAGGAAAUUCUGGGCCUGUCAAGACAAAGCUUUCUUUUACCAUUAGGCACAGCUUUGUGAGUCACAGAGGAGUGAACAUCAAAGCAGGACAGAUGAUACCCUCUAUCAACCAGCAGAAAUGUAGCACAGUGUGACAGCGAAACCCUGAGCACGGAGGAAUCUGUUUGCACUGCCACCUGGCUUUGGAUCCAGCGUGGUGUACUGCUGCCCUAGUGAAGGAGGAACCAGUUCCAUAGGAGGCAUAUGCCUGUUCACAGGAGUUCCCCAUCUGUACUUCUCCGUGAGAUGAAAUCAUUGUUUUUAGGGAUGUUUUCUGUUAAUUUCAGUAAAAUGAGUAGAUCAUGCUGAAGGAAAACCCAAGAGACUGUAGCUGAUAUUUUACCAAUAAAAUAAAUCUGUUAAUACUCAAAUAGAUGUAAGAAGCUUUCUAGAGGUGACUGUGCAUGCUGAAGUUGAGUUGAGUUGUCUUCUCCAUCCCCUUGCUAAGACAAAGCCAGUGGAGGAGCUCUCAGUUUAGUACCUGAGUAAAAUCCUUGGUCUCAUCAAACUUAGUCAGUCAGAAUUGCUGUAGACUCUCCUAGGAGCUGCUGCUGAAGCUUUAAAAAGCCAGCUACUUUCCUCCCAAUUUGGACUGACUGGACCAUUUUGCUGUCAGGCAGG